Molecule: messenger RNA, 2073 nt
Organism: Chiloscyllium plagiosum (whitespotted bambooshark)
Lineage: Eukaryota; Metazoa; Chordata; Chondrichthyes; Orectolobiformes; Hemiscylliidae
Product: neuronal acetylcholine receptor subunit beta-4-like
Biological process (GO): monoatomic ion transmembrane transport
Cellular component (GO): postsynaptic membrane
Molecular function (GO): transmembrane signaling receptor activity; acetylcholine-gated monoatomic cation-selective channel activity
Source: RefSeq, a predicted model, not a curated record
UUAGAAUCGUCCGAACUGGAGGUAACAAGGGUCAUGGAUGAGGAUUUGUGCAGCAGAUUAGAUGAGUUGGGAGAGGACUUGGAUUGCUGCUGUUAGAGUGGUGAUGGAGGCUCUGAGGCGCUUUAAACCCCGAGGGUUAGGGUGUCAGUCAGGGCUUCCAAGUGCCAACGAACUGGUGCUAAGUGACUAAGGGGCUUCCAGUCAAUAGGGAAGAGGGAUACACUUCGCUUUGCCAGACCCUCCUUUUCCCCCUGCCUGCCCAAAUGACCCUUCUCCAGCCCCUCCCCUUGCCCUCCAAAUCGCCCGUCUCCCCUAUCCCGCCCCCACGGCGCGUUCCAGGAUUCGGCAGCGGUUCACAUUCACUCUGUGUGAGCAGAUCGGUGCAGGUGCCGGCGGGGAAGGGUCUUGAGUGAACCGCAUCGUGCUUUCCCAGCCCAGUGUCCGUGUAGCAAGGAGACAACAGCAAGAUGAUGAUGAUGGCAUUCACGCUGACGGUCUCCUCUCUGUUUCUCGCUGGCGAAAGUGCCCUGCCUCAAAAUGCAGAAGAGCGGCUAGCUAACUACCUUUUACAUCCGGAUCGCUAUAAUAGACUCAUCAGACCUGCAAAAAACAGCAGCGAGAUAGUCACCAUUGCAAUAAAAGUGUCCUUGUCACAGCUAAUAAGUGUGAAUGAGAGGGAACAGAUAAUGACAACAAAUGCCUGGCUCACCCAGGAAUGGAAUGACUAUAGACUAAGAUGGGAUCCUGCAAACUAUGAAGGGAUCGAUAAACUCAGAAUAUCUUCUCGACAUCUUUGGCUCCCUGAUAUAGUGUUAUAUAACAAUGCUGAUGGAACCUAUGAAGUGUCGCUUUAUACGAAUGCAAUUGUGUACAACAACGGAGACGUGUUCUGGCUGCCUCCUGCCAUCUAUAAGAGCGCCUGCAGAAUUGAAGUGAAGCACUUCCCUUUCGAUCAGCAGAACUGCACCCUGAAAUUUCGGUCGUGGACAUACGAUCGCACUGAAAUUGAUUUAGUCCUAAGCAGCGACGUUGCAAGCAGAGAUGACUUCAAACCCAGUGGGGAAUGGGAUAUUGUCUCCCUUCCAGGGAGAAGGAAUGAGAUACCAACUGACCCAACAUAUGUUGAUAUUACAUAUGAUUUUAUCAUCAAGAGAAAGCCAUUAUUUUAUACCAUUAACCUGAUCAUCCCCUGUGUGCUGAUAACGUCUCUUGCGAUCCUGGUGUUCUACUUGCCCUCAGAUUGCGGUGAGAAAAUUACGCUCUGCAUUUCUGUCCUGCUGGCAUUAACUGUCUUCUUACUGCUCAUCUCCAAGAUUGUUCCUCCAACCUCUCUGGAUGUGCCCCUGUUAGGCAAAUACCUGAUGUUUACCAUGGUGCUGGUCACCUUCUCAAUAGUUACCAGUGUCUGUGUAUUGAAUGUGCACCAUCGGUCACCCAGUACCCACACCAUGCCCGAUUGGGUGAAGCACAUGUUUCUCAAAAAGCUGCCCACCCUCUUAUUCAUGACGCGCCCAGAGACUCGAAGUCUGAAGGACAGAAUCAGCAGGGAGCAGACAUCAGCUUGUCCAAAUGGCCAGGAGGAUCACACCGAUGUUCAAACAUGCUACAUCAACCCAGAGUCAACAAAGGAAUACAGCUGGCAUUUAGGAGAUCUGUCAGACCAUCAAGAUCUAAGGAAGAAGGGAUCAACAAAGGUCAAUUCCAGCAUUCAAGAGGCAGUUGAUGGUGUUAGAUUCAUAGCAGAACAUAUGAAGAGUGAAGAUGAUGAUCAGAGUGUCAUUGAAGACUGGAAGUAUGUUGCUAUGGUAAUCGAUCGUCUGUUUUUGUGGAUAUUUGUGCUUGUGUGUGUAAUUGGCACAUUAGGACUCUAUCUUCAACCUUUAUUUCAAAAUCACGUCCCACCAAAUACAUUCUCUGAUGCGGAAUAAUUGUUUUUCCUUGCAUGAUUUUCCAAACUUAAAAGGUAAUGAAAAUGAGAGUCAUCCAAACCUGUGGACUUUACAGAUACUCAGUGAAAGUGAAUUGCAACCUUGGAGCUUGUAUGAUGCCAGUGAUCAUUAAAUUUAAACAAGG